Cydia splendana is the source of this 6300-nucleotide messenger RNA. RefSeq names its product mucin-2-like. The record is from RefSeq and is a predicted model, not a curated record. The coding region runs from base 109 to 6300 and encodes 2063 amino acids. Lineage: Eukaryota; Metazoa; Arthropoda; Insecta; Lepidoptera; Tortricidae. The transcript is spliced from 2 exons.
AUACUGUUUUUUUAUUAUCUCAUAUGACUAACAUUAAAUUUAAACAUUUCAGCUUUCAAUACAAAUGGAAUAGUGUAUGAUAAUUCACCAUGGCGACCAGGCAGAGAUAUGGAUUUGGUGGACCACGGGAAUUCUGAGGAUGAAAGAAGAUUUAAGAAUCUAGCUACAAAAAUCUUAUCAAAUGGAGUCGAAGUUUUAGUCAAAGACAAAAACGAUGGCAAACAAGAUCAGACGAAAUACAUGGAGGUGAAAACUAUCAAGCCAUCGUCGCCGAGUAAAAUAUUUCAAAGCAAUUUUGUCAAAAUUGAGAAAAGGAUCGACAAUGAUAACGGCAAUAUUUUCGACCUUAUACAGCCAUCUGAAGUUAGUCACACGCCAUGUACGAGUUCUUGCUCUUGCAGCCAUACAAAAACAGAAAGCUUGAAGACAAAGUAUGCCAACGCCCAUGAUGCUUCUGCUCCUACUAAGUACGGGAUGAAAACGUCUAAGUAUGAUGCAAUUAAGCUAGACCUUAGACCUACCAAUAAGGAGACACUUGAUAAGAAAACAAAAUACAAUCCCUACGAAUACGAUAGUGGAUCUCUAGCACCCACUGAUAAGGUAGUUGAAAAGUAUACGGAAGUAAUUAAUGAUUAUUCGGAUGAGAAAGAUUCAAAUUCGGUAGAAGAAAGUGAACUGCUUACGAACGAACAAGCCCCUUCUCUACCUAAACCAAGCAAAGCUCCUGUAACCAAAAGCCCAGACAAGCAGAAGCCUGAUAAAACACAGAAACCCAAUAAGAACAAAUUUGUUGUUGCUGAUUUAUUAAAACUAGGUUCACUAGGGAUUAAAGGUUUAUCGCAACUAGCGCCUGUUCUCGAGAAAAUGACUGGUGGCUUUAUAAAGAGGCAAGAAAAUAGAACUACAACAACAACAGGCAAACCUGUAUCCAAACUAACGGCUUACAGCGUCAACAAGCGUAUUGAUACUGACGUGGAUUCGAAAAGUAAUUUUCCUAUUUACAUACCUGUAGAUGAGUUAGAAACAUCUGAGUCACAAAUUGGUUUUACUAAUGCCACUUUACACCAGAACUUGGCAUGGGCAGCGGAACAUAAGCAACUUAAAGCUAGAAUCGUACCACCGAAAAUGAUUCAUGAAAGUCCUUUGGUGAAUGGAGGAAUACCUAUAAGCCCUGGAGAAAUCAUUACUGCAAAUUCAGAUGUCAUUGUUGGGAGGCCUGCUGUGGGAGGUCCUUUGACACUCGCGGCUAGUGGAAUCAAACUACAGAACCCAGUAAACCCGCCGCCAUUGGAUAGUUUUGUGGCUGCUGACGAGCAAUACUUAGUGCAUGAAAAACCUCCUACCUUUGAGCAACCUUCUACCAAUGACCAGGCUGUUAUUUCGACAAAAGUUGACGAUUCUUUUGAUUUGAGACCCCCAGAAUUACCCAAGCCGAUGCAGAAACCAAUAAGAAGUCCACCUCGACCUUCUUCGCCACCAUAUAAUUUUCAUAAUAAUAACGCGCAUAACAUAAACCCUCCACCGAAAAAUAUGCCACAUAACAAUGAUCAUGCUAUAAAACCGGAAAAAGUUAAACCUGGCACUACUGUUCUAGGAAAUCAUGGGCGACCUGCAUUUUUAGACUAUAUUCCGUCGUUAGCUCGUCCUGAAAAUAAACCACAAGAUUCUGAUGAAAUACCAGACAAUAGCCCAAGUUCUUCAGAGAUUAUCAGUACUAAAGUCCGCGUUGAAGAUAGUUACCCCUUACCCGAUAACAAUGGGUUAAUGAGUAAACCAUUUUUGGUAGACAUUCAACCUUCCAGAGUUGCUAAUGUGCUAAUUCCACACGGAAGUUCUACAGCUUUAGUGUUUGCUGGAUCUUCAGAGCCACAUAAAACUGGUGAUUAUGUUGAUGACCCCUUGCCUUACCCUGAACCUGGGUAUUUUGGUAGCUUUAGUAUAGAUGCUCCUCAAAUGACUAAUGUUCAUAAUGUCGCACCGACCAGCAAUAAACAAUUUGCCGUCAAGCCUACUCAUAGACCAUUAGAACCGUAUAAACCACCACAAAUUUAUAAGAAUCAUACGUUUAAGCGUGACCAAAAAAUUAAAUGGACGGAAACUAAACCUACUUUUGAUUACAAUAAGAUUCCUCCACCAACGAGUAACCAAGAGACUUUCUUGCAAGUAGGUCCUCAUAUAACUGCCUACAAUCCUAAUAUUUAUCGUCCAAACAAUGGAAACUUUGAACAUUAUAGUCAUGUUAGAGGCAAAGAAAAGAAAAAAGAAGUCAUCGAUAAGGAAUAUGAAAAUUAUUUAGCAGUGCCACCUCCACCACCAAAAAUGCACUUCAAUCAUGAAAGUAACAAUGAUAAAAACAAACCAUAUCUUCAAAAACCAAUCAUUCAUACAAAACCAGUGCAAGACAUGAAGGUAUUCCUAAACAUUCAGCACCCAGUACCAAAACCGCCUCAAAAAGAUCAAUUGCCUCCGAAGAUUACAUCGGAAAUAUACUUUGCGGCUCAAGUACCUGAUAGUAAACCCACUCCUGUGUACACUGUACAUAUACCACCAGCAGAGUCUUCGUAUGGCAAUUCUUUACACGUGCCCCAAAAUGAACGCCAUGGCGAAACUCAUAGAGAUAAAGCUAUUGGUUCCGGACAAGCCCAUAGCUCAGUACCUACUAAUUCAUCGCCCACUUAUGCCAAUAAAUCUAUUGCCCAUAACGAGCAUGACAAGGGUACAUACACAGUUACACUUAAUACUGCAACCAACGUGGCUAGCAAUGUUGGUGACGUUGGACAAGUAGUCGGGUCUAGUGUGCCAGUAGCAAUAGGCACUGCAUCUAAGUAUGGUGAUUUGAAUACAGAUAUACCAAUUUCAACCAACUUUGCUAUAAGAGUUGAAGACGAUGCUACAUCUCUAGAUACAUACAACUCACAAAGCAAUCAAAACACACCGAUAGUACACGAACAUGUUGGCUCGGUGAUUAAUGAUUAUAGUGAUACACUAAACAAAGUGUCUAUGGGAGAUAAUAGAUGGAAUACAACCUCGCCGGUUAAGAGUGAACAAACUAUUAAAAAUGGAUAUCAAGAUUAUUAUAACAGUCCAAACUCUGUUAAACCAAAUCAAAAUAAUGUUCCAAGUCCAUCAAUAUCUCCAUCUUUAAAUAGUCAUGCCAAUUUCCCUAUGACAAAUGACUUUACGACUCCAUUCAAUGAUUACAAUAACGUGAAACCAGUGACCGAAUAUGUUGAUGAUAUAAAAUCAAAUGACCAAAAGAGGCCUCCGAAGCUAAUACCAAACAUUCCAACCAACUCGCAUGGUUGGUAUUCUAGUAUUCCUCUUAAUGAAAAUACAUUAAACAGUAUAACACAAAUUAAGGUAGAAUCAACCACAAGAAAAAUUAUUCCGCUACUCCUAGAUUACAAUAAAGACCUGCCUGACUUCGGUCAAAAAAUCUCAAGUGUAGGUAAACCACCUUCUGAAUUUUGGGGACAAGAUAAACAAACUUUAACGCACCAUGGUAGACCUUUCAGUAAACCUAAUGAUUACACAGUAUUGUUUACAAGCCAACCGCCCGUCACCUCAAAACCCUACGGACCAAGUUAUAUACCAUCAAACUUUGGUGCUGUAAAACAACCUGCUUACGACAUACCCAUCAGAGAUAACAGCGACGAAACAACAACUAUGAAAUUCACCAGACCUACUACUACCACAACUACAGAAAAAAUUAAACCAGUAUUCGAAACCUCAGAAGAAAUAUAUGACGGACAAGAAGAUACUGAUAAUAAUAACAGUGAAAUAGAUGGAGAAGUUAGCCAGGAAUCGAUGAAGGUACCUAUUGUCAGUACUUCGAGUGACGUUGAGCACACUUCUAAAUCAACAACACAACUAACUCUUCUGCAAGAUGAGGUAAUACCGGGUCAAGAAACUCCAAAAGAUAAGAACGUGGAUCUAGUAGAUUUUAAUCCUGGAACUCAAACCGAAAAACCAUUUGGGUCCAAUAACAGGACUUCGUUUUCGUCGAAUACGAUUAAACCGGUCUAUGAUCAUAAUCCAUAUGUGGAUCCUAGACCAUUUACGGUUAAUUCCAUUAAUACUUUAGAUCAUCAGUUGCACCAACCGCAUUGGCAGAUUAACCAGAUGUUAGAAAAUUCAACUAAUAUUUCAUAUGAAGAGAACUUUGAGUUAAAUACUGGUGAAGAAAUGAGCACUAUCUCUACCACUAAACCAUCUACUACACACAAAGUGCCCUACUACACGAACAACCACGAUGGUAAAUAUAGGAGACCACCUAGACCGGUUUUCUCUGCUCGGCCAAGCAACACAUCCCAUGACCCUAAUAAUAUUAUCACAUCUACAGUUCAUAUACAAGACAAGAAGCCCUUGAUAAUAGAAAAACCAAGUGAAAAGACAACAUUACCAUCAUUUACCAUUACAACAGAUUUAGACGUCAAUCGGACUUCGAGUGAAAUUAUCGAUUUAUCACCGCCGCCACCAACAAUCGACUACAAUUUCAAGCCUUCAACGAACGAUGAAAUGAUUAUGGGAAUGAGCCCUCCGCCUCCUAGAACUCCACCUGCUAUAAGACAACCAGGCAGAACUACUCCAAGACCUAUUAGAACACCUCCUUCAUAUAAAACUCUGCCGCCUCGCACGUUGCCUCCGCGAACUUUGCCUCCUAGAACGACAACUCAGAGACCUACCAGAAAACCUGUCACGAGAGACGAAGUCUCAACUUAUAGACCUUCGUUCGAUAUUAAUAAUAUUAAACGUCCUUCCUACAACCGUGGACAGCCAUCGUUGCAACUAUUACCUCCACCUCAAGAACCAUCGCGUGUUAUUGAAGUUAAUCCAGACCCAACAGAAAGACCAACACCUCCUUCUGUUAUCUUCCCCACACCUGUUUCUUCGGGAUGGUUAACAUCUUCAGGAAUUGAAUUUGCAUCAGGUUAUGACUUUGAACCUACCUCUAUACAGUUCCCUGGAACAGUGGUUCCCACUAUAAUUGCUCCAUGGCAUACUUCGUCUACCGAAAGAAGUUCAAACGAGGAAGAGUCCAGUGAACGUAAUGAUAACCUUAGUGCAGUGAAACCUGUUACAGAAGAAAACACAUCAGAUUCUAGCAAAGAGGGUACUGAUCAUCAAUCUUCUGUCACGUUUGAACGACCUGUGUCUACAGAAUCCACCAGCAAAGAAUCACAAGAGGACGUUUCUACUGAAAAAAUCAAGUUUGGAACCGCAGGAUAUAGGAACAGAACUCGUAGACCUUACCCAUCACGAGAUAGUACUAGUAAGUACAAAACGACCACAACAAAAAAACCUACAUCAACAACGAAACCUGUAAGAACACGUCCAGAAAUUUUAUAUCCUACACGGCCUACACCUACUAAGAAGGUUCCAGUAAUCAGACCGAUUCCUCAGAGGCCUAUAACAAUUAGUCCAUCGAGCGUUAUUGAAAGUUCCGAAUCUCCAGUUGAAGAGAAUUUCAUUAAACCAACAGAAGUACUCAAAGAAAGCUCGUUGCCUUCUAUACAAGAAUUGGAGGCUUCAAAUGUAAUAGAAAAAGUGCCACCAAGCGUAUAUACUCCUAUUGCAGAAGAUAGCGUAAUUGUCAAGCCAACUCACCACGCUGGUAACGAAGUUAAAGUAUUUGAUGAGAUCAUACCAACAAAAACCGAAUUUAAGACUACGGUAGUAACUCUAACAAAGACGUUAUCUGAACCACCACAAAUUAUUUCAAGCAUUGGGUAUGUUAACUUAACUCAUACUCUUACUGUCACUCAUACAAAGACAAGUCUUGUAAGUCAAUCAGAAGGAGCUGUAACGCAAACGUUGAUAUUGACUAAUACACACACAUCAACUAUAGUAGACGUUGUCACUGAAGUCUAUACACAAGUCCAGCCAACUACAAUUAUUGAGACUGUAACCAAACAUAUUCCCAUAUCAUUAGACCCAACGCCGGUUGUAGAAGCGACCACUAAGACUAAAUUGGCUCUAGAUGAUGUUACUAUGUCUUCAGAAGAAACUGAAAACUUCAUCAUAAAAGAAAGUGAAACAACUGAAAAUAUACAAAAGAUUCAUACUGAAGGUGACAAUGAAAACGACACUUUCUUAAUAGUAAUGAAUAAAUCGCAAAAUGGUGGGCAGGCACCUCCUGUACAGACGGACGUUGAAACCGGCGAUUAUGAUGGAAUCACUAGAAAUGAACAAGUAAACAGCAAUGGAGUGUCACAAGUGCUGUUUGGUGAAAUUUUACUGGCUGGAACGCCAUACUUGGAGACUACAAACGUUGGCCAUCCUGCUGGUAAAUAUAUUUGA